Molecule: messenger RNA, 114 nt
Organism: Nezara viridula (southern green stink bug)
Lineage: Eukaryota; Metazoa; Arthropoda; Insecta; Hemiptera; Pentatomidae
Source: the annotation of a GenBank genome assembly
AUGUUUUUUAACAGAUGUUGUUGGGUUCAGUUGUACUUAAUAGUUUGUUUCAAGGCCAACAUACUGCAUGUAUACCUCAGUUGUUAUUGUGACGCCGCCAUUAUUGAAGCGUAG